AUGGAUGACCAUCAGCGGGAACACGUUAAAAGGUCUAUUAAGGUCUACUAAAGUCUUUUUCUGUCUAUCCGGGUAUAAACCAACACCACAAGAAACCUCUCUACCUCUAAGUCCAGUCGUGAAAAAUGGGAGCAACAUCGGCAGAUCUGGCGCGAACAUGAAAUGCACGCUGAGCAGAAGGAGUGCACUUUCAAACCCAAGACACGGACAGGAAGCUAUACAACUACGGUCGCGAAGGUAGAACAUGGAGGUGCAAAACAUCGGAGUUGUUCGCCAGGAGGCUCAGAUUCGUGGCCGUCCGCUGAUAGAGGUUUUGGCUCGCCAAAGAUUGGUUAAGACU
Amoebophrya sp. A25 is the source of this 340-nucleotide messenger RNA. NCBI's taxonomy places the organism in Eukaryota, Dinophyceae, Syndiniales, Amoebophryaceae. The record is from the annotation of a GenBank genome assembly.